Molecule: messenger RNA, 1725 nt
Organism: Peniophora sp. CBMAI 1063
Lineage: Eukaryota; Fungi; Basidiomycota; Agaricomycetes; Russulales; Peniophoraceae
Source: the annotation of a GenBank genome assembly
AUGGCCGCACUUCUCUUUCCCCGUCUCCUCGCGCGCGCCAUCACAAGCGCCAUGAACACUGCUAUUACUACUUGGCGCAAACGCCUCUCGCGGUUGACUUAUCUCCCUGUACUUGUGCCCUGUUCUACUUCUUAUUCCAAACUGCGUGCUGGCGAUGGCACUAUCGACGGACAAACGUCUACAGAGGAAGAGCAAGUACCUGCAUAUGGCAGUCAUGGUGCAUUUCCCAUUCAACACACUGCCGAUGAUGGCAUGACUAUAGGUCAAAACUACUCAGUAGCUCAGCAGCUACCAUAUGAGAUACUGGUUCAGAUCUUCUUGGACGUCGGAGAGGACCUCAGGAAGGAGCGGGGAGGGCCUUUCUUUGGCGACCAGUGUUAUGCCCAUCCGGCCUUCCGCAUGGUCUCUUUGAGCCACGUUUGCUAUCGUUGGCGUAGCGUUGCCCUGGACCAGAGCGAAUUCUGGGCUCGCAACGUCACUUCGUUCAGCCGUGCACCGCGCGAAGAGCUCGUCCGGCGAGCGCGGGGCCUCCCCAUCGAUGCUCUUCUACAUGUCUCGCGCAAUCAGCGCCCAUUUGAAGACCCGGACUUCGGCUUCAUUCACGCCCACAUUCGCGCCUUCAGGUCUCUUUCGCUGUGGCUACCCGAGUUCGCUUUGCCGGCAUUCGGACUGGUGCUUCCCGCUCUCGACACACAGCCCCUCAAUGUGCUGGAGUCUCUUGAAGUCACAUUGUAUGACGCUCACCCAGGCGUCCGCAUGCAGGAGUUUCGCGCCCUUCCACCAUUAUGCACUCCCUCGCUGCACACAGCCAUAUUCAGAGACUGCUUCUUGUUCCUCGAGGCUCCCAACCUGGUCACGCACCUCGAGAUCAUCUUCCGGCGCUGCUAUCGUGCCAACACUGAGGGCGCUUUGCUCACACCUGCCGAACUCUCAGCAGUCCUCACAUCAUGUACAAGCCUGCGCCACCUUCGCCUUGGGGACGAGCUGCCUUUGUUCAAAGCCGGAGCAGCGCCUAUAGCCCUCCCUCACCUCGAAAGACUUGCUAUAGAAGGCUCCUCCGGUCGGUGCGCACGCCUUCUGGAGGUCCUCGACUUCCCCAAGGCCGCGAGUGUACGAGUACGUGGGCAUAACGUGCCCUCGCCCAGCACCCUAGAGGACCCUCUGCCACGGACCAACAUCUUGCGGGCGGUGGAAGUCCUUCAUACGCGCGAAUGUACCGCAACCACCACUCUACGUGUCUUCCCGGGCAUGAGUUUUGAACUCAUGCGCGAGCGAUCACGGGUCCGUGGUGAGGGCGUGCACAUCGCAUUUGAGCAUUUCGAGCGUGGUCCUCCGAUCAUCGAGGUCUUGCAGAUGUUCGCACUCGCGCAGGUUCCGGUGCGCAGCCUGCAGGCCGACAAUGACACAGCUCUCGACGGGCUUUGCAUGCUUCUGAAGCCGACUGACGAUGUUGCUGACGGCGCAGAGGAAAUAUCAUUCCCUGAUCUCGAAACAAUACAGUUGUCCGGCACAAGCACUCGCUUUGUGCUAGAGUGUGCCGCGGGUCUGCUUGCUGUUCAAGAACGGCGAUGUCAACUCGAGCGACCUCUGCAUGCGCUCAUUUUGUCGUAUCCUUGUCCCGAAUGGGCCCUUAUAGAGGAGACUCCGGCAAUCCAAAGCCUCCAGCGCCUGCUCUUCAUACAAUAUACCGAUGCUACGGCUUACGCUGCUUCUCUUCCGUCAUAA